Myxocyprinus asiaticus (Chinese sucker) is the source of this 6377-nucleotide messenger RNA. Its product is annotated as intersectin-1-like. Gene Ontology annotation, molecular function: protein binding; calcium ion binding; guanyl-nucleotide exchange factor activity. The transcript is spliced from 30 exons. The record is from RefSeq and is a predicted model, not a curated record. The coding region runs from base 248 to 3958 and encodes 1236 amino acids. Lineage: Eukaryota; Metazoa; Chordata; Actinopteri; Cypriniformes; Catostomidae. Gene Ontology annotation, cellular component: plasma membrane; presynaptic membrane; clathrin-coated pit. Gene Ontology annotation, biological process: clathrin-dependent synaptic vesicle endocytosis; positive regulation of Rho protein signal transduction; intracellular signal transduction.
GACGUUUGCACGUUACAUUUUUCCUCCUUUUUUACUUCACUAUUAGCGAAGCUAUUCGGGGGAAGCGAGGAGACUGAAGGAGCAAAGAAGUAAGCCUGGAAUUUAUCUCGCCCGUUAAAAUAGGAAACGAAGAGAACUUCUCCUCUCAUCGCAUGCUCCUCGUGCAUUCCUCCACAGAGUGCUUGAGAUAUAAUGGAAACUGAACGAUGAGGAGUUUGCUGCUGGACGGCAGCUGACGGACUGAACCAUGGCUCAGUUUCCCAUGCCCUUCGGAGGGGGUUCCGAUACAUGGGUAAUAUCUGUGGAUGAGAGAGCCAAACAUGACCAGCAGUUCCACAGUUUGGCCCCCACAUCUGCUGGCUUCAUCACAGGUGACCAGGCCAGGAAUUUCUUCCUCCAGUCAGGCUUAUCUGCUCCCAUCCUCGCCCAGAUAUGGGCUCUGGCUGACAUGAACAACGAUGGGAAGAUGGACAUGCAUGAAUUUUCCAUCGCCAUGAAGCUGAUUAAACUGAAGCUGCAGGGUCACCCCCUCCCUCCUUCCCUGCCGCCCUCCAUGAAGCAGCAGCCCCUCUCCAUACCCCCACAGCCUCCCUUUGGAAUGCCCAGUAUGGGUACCAUGCCAGGCCUGCCAGCAGUGCCACCCAUGCCCUUGCCCCCUCUGCCAGCGGGUGUGCCAGGGAUGGGUGUGUCUCCUCCUCUGGUGGCAUCAGUAACCCCACCCGUACCAUCCCUGGCCAAUGGCGCACCUGCUGUUAUACAAACUAUUACUGGAUUUUCCCAUCCAUCUGCUGGACUCAACAAAACCUCUUCGUUCAACCGUUCCAGUAUCAAGCUACAGAAGGGCCAGUCUGUAGAGGCACCCAGUGUUCCGACAGCUCCUCCUACAGACUGGGCUGUGCCUCAGUCCUCUCGGCUCAAGUACCGGCAGCUCUUUAACAGCCACGACAAAAUGAUGAGUGGUUAUCUCACAGGUCCACAGGCCAGAACUAUUCUAAUGCAGUCCAGUCUACCGCAGGCCCAGCUGGCCACCAUCUGGAACCUGUCAGAUAUAGACCAGGAUGGAAAGUUGACUGCGGAGGAGUUUAUUCUGGCCAUGCACUUGAUUGACAUGGCCAUGUAUGGUCUGCCCCUCCCCCCUUUACUACCACCUGACCUCAUACCUCCAACAUUCAGAAGAAUGCGCUCUGGUAGUGGAGUGUCUGUGACCAGUAUGCUCUCGACAGACCUACGGUCACAGGAAGAGCCCGAGGAGGAGGAGAAAGAGCCAGAGAAAAGACUUCCAGUCACAUUUGAAGAUAAGAAACGUGAGAACUUUGAGCGGGGAAACCUUGAGCUGGAGAAACGUCGGCAGGCGCUACUGGAACAGCAGAGGAAAGAGCAAGAGAGAUUGGCAGCACUAGAGAAAGAGGAGCAGGAGAGGAGAGAGAGAGAGCGACUGGAACAGGAGAGACGCAGACAACAGGAGCUGGACAAACAGCUGGAGAGACAGAGAGAGCUGGAGAGACAGAGGGAGGAGGAGAGACGCAAGGAGAUUGAGAGAAGAGAGGCUGCUAAGCGUGAACUGGAGCGUCAGCGUCAGUUAGAGUGGGAGAGAACACGGCGACAGGAGCUGCUCACUCAGAGAAACAGAGAGCAGGAGAACAUCGUCCUGCUCAAAGCCCGCAAGAAAACACUCGAGUUUGAACUGGAGGCUCUGAAUGAUAAGAAGUCUCAAUUGGAGGGUAAACUCCAGGACAUUAGUUUCCGACUUUCGGCCCAAAGACACGAGAUCGAGAGCACCAAUAAGACCCGAGAGCUCCGCAUUGCUGAAAUCACCUGCCUGCAACAGCAGCUGCAGGAGUCUCAGCAGUGGUUGAGCAGGUUGAUUCCUGAUAAACAGUGUCUGAAUGACCAGCUGAAGCAGGUUCAGCAGAAUAGUCUGCACAGAGACUCCUUGUCUAGUCUUCAGAGAGCCAUAGAAAUGAAGGAAUCAACCAAACAACAGUUGCGAGAACAGCUGGAUGCUGUGGAGAAGGAGACGCGGUCCAAACUACUUGAGAUAGAUGCCUUCAACACACAGCUGAAGGAGCUGAGAGAAAUCCACAACAAACAGCAGAGGCAGAAACAAAAGGAGCUGGAGGCUGAUAUCACCCAGCCGUCACUUGACAGGAAGUCCGCAGAGCUACAAGAGUCCAGGUUGUCCGGAACAGAUGAGGGUGUGUCUCCGGCGUGGAGAGAUGAUGGUGUGCGUAAAGUUCCCACUCCUCCCGUGUCUAAGGCGUGGAUGAACCGAGUGAGUGAAGAAGAGAACAACAGCAGAUCUGACAAACAGGAUAAUCUCUCUAAACUCUUCAUACAGCAGCCGGGCAAACUGCAGGGCCAGUCCCCUUGGUCUAUGGCAGACAAGCUCCCGGUGUCUGGUUUUAACCAGGAGAAGGUAAAGGUGGUCUACUACAGAGCACUGUACCCCUUCGAGGCCCGCAGUCAUGAUGAAAUCACCAUCCAUCCUGGAGACAUAGUGAUGGUGAAAGGGGAGUGGGUAGACGAGUCUCAGACAGGUGAACCUGGAUGGUUAGGAGGAGAGAUUAAAGGGAAGACUGGCUGGUUCCCUGCCAAUUAUGCGGAGAAGAUCCCAGAAACGGAAGUUCCUCUAAGUCUGAAGGCCAGCUCUGCGUCUUGCUCCGCUCCUAAAUUAGUGUCUCAUUUGACAUCCACGUCCUCGUCAACUACAGCCGCACCCAUUCAGCCGAUCUCCACAGACCCUGCAUCAAUAGCCCCGCCCUCUUCAGCCACAGCCCCUCCAGGCCCCGCCUCCUCGUCCUCAACAUCCAGUAACUGGGCAGAUUUCAACACUACAUGGCCAUCUAACUCUGCUGUGGAGAAGCAGGAUAGCGACGGCUGGGACAUGUGGCCGACUCAGCCUACUCAACCCUCACAGCCGUCCCUGUCCGUGCCCAGUGGAGGACAGAUGAGACAGCGCUCUGCUUUCACUCCCGCUACUCUCUCUGGCUCCUCACCCUCACCUGUACUCGGACAGGGCGAGAAGGUGGAGGGUCUGCAGGCGCAGGCUUUGUACCCAUGGAGGGCAAAGAAAGACAAUCACUUGAACUUCAACAAGAGUGAUGUGAUCACCGUACUGGAGCAGCAGGAUAUGUGGUGGUUCGGGGAGGUGCAGGGACAGAGAGGAUGGUUCCCCAAAUCGUACGUCAAACUCAUCUCUGGGCCCGUCCGGAAAUCUAUGAGUAUUGAGUCUGGGUCCUCAGACAGCCCUCCCAGUGUUAAGAGACCCAUUCCCUCUCCGAUCAAACCCACGGAUCUCGGAGAAGAGUAUGUGGCCAUGUAUACAUAUGAAAGCAGUGAGCAGGGUGACCUGACCUUCCAGCAGGGUGAUGUCAUCACAGUCACAAAAAAAGAAGGAGAUUGGUGGACCGGCACAGUGAGCGGGAAGACUGGAGUCUUCCCCUCCAAUUAUGUCAGACCUAAGGAAUCUGAGGGUUUGGGAUCUGCUGGGAAAACGGGAAGUUUAGGGAAGAAACCAGAGAUUGCCCAGGUGAUUGCCCCUUACACAGCCACUGGGGCUGAGCAGCUCACUUUGGCACCUGGCCAGCUCAUUCUCAUUCGCAAGAAAAACCCAGGAGGCUGGUGGGAAGGAGAACUUCAGGCAAGAGGAAAGAAGCGUCAGAUUGGCUGGUUUCCAGCUAAUUAUGUGAAAUUAUUGAGCCCCAGCACCAGUAAGACCACACCCACAGAGCCCAACCCACCCAAGCUGUCAACACCCAAUGCAGUGUGCCAGGUGAUUGGCAUGUAUGACUACACGGCUCAAAACGAUGACGAGCUGCCUUUCGGAAAGGGCCAAAUCAUCAACGUGUUGAGCAGAGAGGAUCCUGAUUGGUGGAAAGGAGAACUGAACGGUUCUGUCGGCCUUUUUCCGUCAAAUUACGUCAAGCUGACCACCGACACGGACCCCAGCCAACAAUGACUCUUAUGUUGCCCAUAUCCCACUCAGCCUUGAAAGUCCUCAAAGCGACCCACUAUCCCUUAAACUGUGCCCAGCGGGAUGAUGGGAGAUGGAACAUUGAUCAUGUGACUGCCCCCCCAGCUGGCUUUGUGGCCAGAAGAGAUGAAUACUACAGAGAGCAUUAACCACAUUAUUCAGAACCAUAGACAUUCGGCAAAAUUGCCAGCCAGCAUCCUCCGCAUUUAAGCAUUUGAAUAAACAAGAAUGCCUAAUAUUUGAAGGAUUUCUUCUUUUUUACAAAUUCAUGAAAUUAACCAUUCACACUGAAUUUGUAUAAUGAAUUGAAACACUAAUCAAAUGAAAGUGCUGGAUAGUGGGUCCUUUUGUGGCUUUCUGUGAUAUAGUACCAAAGCCCCGCCUCUGUAGGUAAAAAGCAGUUUUGAAGCGACCAAUCGAAACAGUUGCAUUCAGUGUUAAGUUCCACCACUCCAUCUAACUUAUGCGCACGUUUUGCUCCUUCAAGCCCUGCCCCUACUCCUAACACCCCCCCCCCCCCCCAAAUUCAUCAUUAGAUCACAGCACCACAGAAUGACCCACUAUUCAUGAGUCAUGACGAAACAGGGUGCAGCAUCAAACGUGUGUCAUAACUGUCCUGCUUAUUAGUGUCACUGCAGACUCAUCAGGGCUCUGAUAUGUGGGUUUGAGACGUAGCGACGUGUACGGCAUAUCCGACCAAAUUCAAUAUGAAGAUUUCCCAUUAAAUGUCAUACUUAUCGUCUUUUGGGAUGCGAAAAUAUGUCUAUUCAAAACAAGUCACAAGAAGUGCUCUUUAAAACAAAUAUAUGACAUUUUACGUGUCCCCAAAUGGUCGGAUAUGUCUGGACUUCAUGUAGAAUACUAUUGUGUGUCAUUCAGAGCAACCCGCUCCCCCAUCCCUCCAGUACACACAGGUGCUGUCAGUCAAUUUGACGGACAGGAUGGACUUUCAUCCGUUCAUCCAGUCCAGUCACAUGCCUCUCCGUGUCAUUGUUUGUUACAUGUUCAUACCAAAACAGUGAAUGAAUAAGAGUUGUUGUGUGCUUGCCGGUUUUUUAUUUUAUAUAUAUGUUUGUUUCGUUGUGUCUGUGUGACGGGGUUGAGAAUUUGUGUUGCAAACCAAAAAAUAACUGCACAACUGCCACUUAAAGAUAAUGGUACAGUGAAAGACAAAUGUACGUAUUGGGAGUUACGCAUGUGUGAAGGGUUCCCUCACCUGUUCAGAAGAAUGAUUGGGGUUUCUGAGGGUUAAAUGUUAAUUUCCUGUAUAAUUGUAUUUCCCAUGCAGAUGAAUGAAUGCUUUUGUUUUGUUAAUCUUUUAUUGUUUACUGUCCUUAUGUUGAUUGAAUUUGCAAUUAUUUUUUAAAUAUUAAUGUUGAUUUGAAGAACACUAUAUUUCAAGUUGUUCUUAAUACAACAGCUCACUAUUUUUAUAAUGAUCAAAAAUUGUUAUGCAUAGUAUUUUAAAAAAAUAUCCACUGUAGUAUGUAGGAAAACAUCCCUUUCUGGAAAACAUACAAAUGAAAGUACAAGUAGUGAGUAGAGAACAUUUAUGAAAUCACCAAAUUCUGUGAACAAAAACCAAAAAAAUUGAUAACUUUCAUCUUUUUGAUGGAUUUUGAAAUUCAUCAUGCUUUGACUAAAACCAUAUUGAACUGAGCAAACAGCAUCAAGGAAAAAUAAAUAGUGUACUUGAAUAAUACCCAUCUAAUCACAAAUGCUUAUGAAUAAAUAGAAGUUUACAAGUGAAAGAAGAGACUGGAAUUUUCUUUUAAAUGUAAGAACAAGAAUCUUUGGGCUGGUCAUUUUAGGGCCACUAGAUCACCACAUUUUCUGCUUGUUAGAAAAAGCAUGGCAUUAAUUUAUACUCCAACGAAAUUGUACAAACAACAUGAGUGCUGAUUUUCUUCUUUUUCUUUUUUUAUCAUAACAGUAUUGUAAUUUUAGUGCUUAGAAACAAAGAUAUGAAAUUCCCAUCCAAGUUUAUUCCAUAUCUGUGUGGUUCCUUAUGUUCAACCUUGCAAAAGUAUUGGAGGUUUGCUGCUUUAUUAUUGACUGGAUGGACUGUCCAUCAUGUCCAUGGUCAGUCUGUUGGAGGGUUUUCUUUUGUUUUUAUUUGAAAAAAAAACUGUAAGCAUUCUUGGACUAUAGAAGCACAAAUGCUUCCUUCCCAUCCAAUAACUUCAAUACUAUGUAAGAAUGCAUCUGUUCCGAAUCUCUCACAACAGUGUCCAAAACAUUUACUAUUGUAUUUGGUUAUUAAAGCAUUUUAUCAAACAUAAAAAUGAAUGUACAGGUAAAAACUCAACUAUAUACAACAUCUCCUAGCUUUAAAGAAAGUGUCAUGCCACCUUUAUAAAAAAUAAAUGAUGUGUAACCAUUAAAGAAAUCCAUGGCAACUGCA